AUGCGUCCCUUGUCUCUGGACAAUGGCGUCACUGGUAAUGGAGGCAUGACCACUGAUACUCUGGAGCCCAUUGCUAUCGUGGGUCUUGCCACGCGGUUUCCCCAGGAUGCGACGAGGACAGAGAAUCUGUGGGAGCUGCUGUUGCAAGCACGGACGACAUGGACUCCUGUUCCACGCGAACGUUUUAACGCGGAUGCGUUCUAUCACCCUGAUCCAGAGCAUGGCGGGACUUUCCAUGUUCAAGGAGGACAUUUCCUUGCCGAAGACCCGGCGUAUUUCGACGCGUCCUUCUUCAACAUCACCAAGAAUGAACUCCUGACCCUUGACCCACAGCAGCGGCUGGUGUUGGAGAAUGUCUACCAUGCUUUGGAGAAUGCCGGUAUCCCAUUAACCAAUGCUGUUGGCUCGAACACGUCCGUGUUCGUAAGCGGAUUCAACCAUGACUAUCUCGGGAUCCUCAACUCCGACCCCGAGACGACCUUGAAGUACAAACCAACCGGUGCCACUAAUGCCAUCCUUUCAAACAGGGUCAGCUGGUUCUUUGACUUCAAGGGGCCUAGUAUGACUAUCGACACUGCCUGCUCCAGUAGUUUGGUGGCCCUUCACCUUGCUGUGCAGAGCUUACGGGCUCGAGAGACUCACAUGGUAGGCUUCGGCACAUUUUCACAUGUGAAAAAAGGGUUGCUAACAGUUCCAUACCAGGCUGUUGUCAGUGGAGUGAGCAUCUUGGAGAACCCUGUAGAAACCAUUGGCAUGAGCCAUCAUGGUUUGCUCGGAUCCCAUGGUCGAUCGUUUAGUUUCGAUUCCCGCGCCGAAGGCUACGCCCGAGGAGAAGGUGCGGCCACCAUCGUGUUGAAGCCCUUGCAGAGCGCCGUGAGAGACGGCGAUACCAUUCGAGCUGUGAUUCGCGGCACCGGUGUCAGCCAGGAUGGCCGGACCCCUGGUAUAACGGUUCCCAGUGCUGAUGCACAGGAGAGAUUAAUCAGAGAGGUUUAUUGGAAAGCCGGGUUGGAUAUUGAACGCACACGGUUUGUAGAAGCUCAUGGCACGGGCACCAGCACUGGCGACCCUAUUGAAGCCGGAGCACUAGCGAGAGCAUUUAAAUGCCGACGUGAUACUCCGCUCUAUGUUGGAGCCAUCAAAUCCACAAUUGGUCAUUUGGAAGGUGGCUCUGGGAUCGCCAGCAUCAUCAAGUCUAUUCUCAUAUUGGAAUCUGGUAUUAUUCCGCCAAACUUCGACAUCCAGGAAAUAAAUCCCAAAAUCCCUUCGACAGAGUGGGAUAUUACUUUCCCCACAGAAAGUAUACCUUGGCCAUCAUCUGGCUUACGGAGGGUAUCGGUGAAUUCAUUCGGAAUUGGAGGUACCAAUGCACACUGUGUUCUCGAUGAUGCUUAUCACUAUCUCCACGAACGACAGAUCCCCGCGAUUCAUCACACCAACCCUCGCGUCCCCACGAAAGAUAACAUCAAAGGCCAGCUGCUGGCCAUAUCAGGCCUGAGGAACCCACGGCAGGCCAUCACCGAUCCUGCUGACGGGAGUGACCACUCAGGAAAUGGUUUCGUAUUUGUCGACACUCCUACAAGCGACGGAUUUUGUGCCUCUCCGGUGUUUCGCUCCAUGGAAACAUACACAAAUCUCGUUGAUGUGCCACGGGUCUUCCUCGUCACGGCAUUUGACGAAACGGGCGUGAAGAGGACUGCAGCCGAGUAUGCUCAUUAUCUCAAUGGCAAGACAGCGCAAUCUGGAAUUCAUGGCGAUCUUCUUGAUGAUCUAUCCUUCACCAUGUCGAAGAAGCGCACUCUGUUUUCUUGGAGGAGCUUCGUCAUGGCCUCCACGGUCAAGGAACUUGCGUGGAAUCUAUCUGAAUGCAACUUCACCAAGCCUGUGCGAACUGCCAAGACACCAGAAAUCAGCUUUGUCUUCACCGGUCAGGGCGCUCAAUACCAGGCCAUGGGCAGAGAGCUCAUGGUAUAUCCGGUUUUUCGGGAGUCUUUAGAGGAGGCCUCAGAAUACAUUCGUCGACUGGGUAGUCCUUGGAUACUGAUUGACGAGCUCUUGGCCGAAGGCACAUCUUCGCGAGUUAACCUCCCCGAGGUUGCCCAACCCCUGUGCACGGCGUUGCAAAUUGCCCUUGUCGACCUCUUGACCAGCUGGGGCAUCUUUCCCACACGUGUGACUGGACACUCAUCUGGUGAGAUUGCUGCUACCUAUUGCGCCGGCAAAUUGUCACGAGAAGCAGCGUGGAAAGUCGCGUACUACCGCGGAUACGUUUCGUCGAAACAACUAGCAGCAAAUGGAGCAAUGAUGGCCGUGGGUCUAAGCGCGUCACAGCUCCAACGAUACCUUGACUCUGUUCACAGUGAUUGUAUCGGAGAACUCAUCAUCGCCUGCUACAAUAGCCCGAAGAACAACACCGUCUCUGGGGAUGAGGCCAUGGUGGAUAAUCUGAAAAAGCUAUUGGAUGCAGAUGGAGUCUUCGCCCGGAAACUUAAUGUUACUAACGCUUAUCAUUCUGCCCAUAUGGAGGUCAUUGCAGACGAAUACUUGCGUCUGAUAGGUACACUUCCGCACGGAAAACGAUUGGCAGCGCCACAUGUUGUACACAUGUUUUCAACUGUCUCUGGACAAGAGAUCUGCGAUGAACAUCUGUCUGCCCAAUACUGGGUUGACAAUAUGGUUUCUCCUGUCCAGUUCACUAGUGGUUUGAACGCGCUGUGUUCUAAAUACAACUCCGCUGGUGAUGACGGCGCCGAUGUUUUGCAUCAUAUCGUGGAAAUAGGCCCGCAUGCGGCAUUACAAAGCGCCAUCAAAGAGACGAUUGCAUCCAGGAAUCAGCGGCCUCAAUUCAAGUACCUCCCUAUCCUCAAACGCAACGACCACAGCUUGAAUGUUUUGCUCAGUACACUUGGGUUCUUGGUUGCAAGUGGCUAUCCGCUCGACUUGCACGCUAUCAACCUGUCCUCCAGACCCACGGGCAACAGACGGGCGAGGCUUUUAGUGGAUCUGCCACCGUACAGCUUCAAGCAUACAGAGAAGGUCCUAUAUGAAAGUCGCCUAAGCAAAAAUAUUCGAUCUCGGAAAUUCCCCCGACAUGAUUUGUUUGGUGCCCCCGUGGCAGAUUGGAAUGCCCAUGCCCCAAGAUGGAGGCAUUUCAUCCGGUUAAACGAGAAUCCUUGGCUCAAGGACCACAUGGUUACUGGCAGCUAUGUCUACCCCGGAGUUGGCUAUCUCAUCAUGGCGAUUGAAGCGUCGAGACAACUGGUCAAUGAGAAAAAAAUCACUGGAUUUCGUCUCCGACGUGUUUCUAUGAUGAGGGCCUUGAUUAUUCCUGACACCAAGGAUGGCAUUGAGGUCUCUUUAUCCAUGACACCCACUGAAGGGUCAUCAGAAUCAAGAAUAUGGCAUCACUUCCAAAUCAGCUCUUACAAUGCUUCGAGUGACGAGUGGACAGAACAUUGCACUGGCAAUAUCAAGGUUGAAUUCCAGUUGCCCCUUGAUCCGAUUGACAAUGGCCGCGAAGAAGAAGAGGAACGCCUUGCCUGGAAAGCUGGUCUCAUAAAAGCGCAAGAGAUAUGUUCACGGAACAUGAACUUUCAAACAAUGUACAGCAACUUUCAAACAUCUGGACUCGCCUUUGGCCCCCUAUUCCAGAAUCUCGGAGAUGUUCGAUCCAGUGGACAGAAGCAAGGCGCGGCCGUUGGGUCAGUUACCGUUCCGGAUAUCGCGCAGUCGAUGCCAAAGCAAUACAUGCACCCUCACCUCAUCCACCCGGCCACAAUGGACAGCAUGAUCCAUAUGAUCAUUGCGGCCGUGCUGGAUUCCUCUGGGAAGCCGAAUCUUGAAAAGAUUCGGCUACCCACUUUCAUUCGGGAUGUUUGGGUAUCGGCAGAACUUACUUCUGCGCCAUCUCACAAGUACACAGGUCAUGCAUCGGUAUCCGUAGCAGCCUUCGACAAAUUCGAGGGUCAAAUUCGGAUUCUGGAUGAGGACUCACACGCGCCUUGCAUCCGCAUGGAUGGAAUUGAGCUGACACCUCUGGAGCCGGGACUUGUGGAGAAUAAAAAACGUCAAUUGUGUAGCUCCAUAAAAUGGAGUUCAGAUCUACAUUUCCUCAAUUCUCAGACUGCUUGCAGCUUGACAAUCCCCAAGGAGAUUGACAGUGAGAAGGCUCGAGAUUCCGUCAAAAUGUUUCAACAUGCUACGAUGCUGUACGUGACCGACGCCCUGGACGAACUCAGGGAUCUCGACAUGGUGAAAGUCGACUUGCAUCUGCGCAAAUUCUACGAGUGGAUGCUCCAUAUGCGUGAAGACCUUGUCUCCAACGCGAUAAUUCAUCUCCCGUAUAGUGAGUUCCAGGAGCUGGCCGGCAAUAAAGCUCUCAAGCAAGCGAUUUGGGAUAAAGUCGAAGCUUCCAGUGCGGAGGGCGCCCUCACUACCCGAAUGGGCCGCAAUAUUGUCCGGGUGAUGCAGCAAGAAGUUGAACCCCUUGAUCUCAUGUUUGGGCAAGAUUCCAUGAUGGAAAAGGUUUACAAAGAGAGUCUUCAUCUCUAUAACCUGCCGAAGCAUCUGCAUUCUUACCUCUCUUUGCUCCGCCAUCAACAUUCUGCACUGAAAGUACUCGAGGUCGGAGCUGGAACGGGCAGUUUUACGGCAGAGGUUCUUGACGUGCUAUCCCCAGAUCCCAAGAACAACGCCGGGAGCAUUGCCAGCUAUGGAUUCACAGACAUUUCCUCCAGGUUCUUCGAGAAAGCCAAGAAACGGUUUCAGUCGUGGCAAGAUAUCAUGUCAUUCCAAUCCCUCAACAUCGAAAGAAACCCGGUUGACCAGGGAUUCCAACCUGGCACCUACGACCUGAUCUUCGCGGGUAACGUCAUCCACGCGACAGCCAACUUGCACACGGCGCUGCACAACUUGCGGUUGCUGCUCCGCCCCGGCGGCAAACUGAUCAUGCAAGAGGGAACGCGGCAAGACUUCCUUUGGUAUCCACUCAUCUUCGGCCAGUUGCCUGGCUGGUGGCUGGCUAAUGAACCUAUCCGGCAAUGGUGUCCUUAUAUUCCUGGGUCAGAGUGGGACACGAUCCUAAAGGAGUCUGGGUUCUCAGGCGUUGACAUUGAAUAUCCCAGCUCGACCGAGGAAGACUUGUCGUGGCAGAGUAUCUUGGUUGCUUCUGCUGUUGCUCCGGUCAAGGAGAAGUUACCGCAGAAAGUCUUCAUUCUUACUUCUGGUACAUCAAGGACUACAAAAAUUGUCACUCUCCUUCAAGAGAGUUUGACAAGGGAGUGCCCCAAUGUGAUGGUCGUGGGACUUUCAGAUCUCAGCGAACUCAGCUUUUCGAAUGCUCUCUGCAUAUCUUUGAUCGACCUGGAACAGCCCCUGCUUGCGGCAAUCGAGGAGAAAGAGUUUAUAGCAUUGAGAAAUAUGUUCAAUGCGUGCCACGGCCUACUAUGGGUCGCCCCAGAGGCGCACAGCGAGCCUUUCUCCAGCAUGAGUCUAGGUCUCCUUCGGACUGUUCGCUGGGAACGAGAUACCGAUGGCUGGAACUGUGUGACUCUGAUCGUCAGUGACUUCGAGAACAUAUCUUCACAAAAUCUUGUGGUCAAGAUGCACAAUAUCUUAGAGCGGCAAUUCGUGGAGCAGCCCGAAAACGAGCGCCAUGCAGAGUACCUCCUGCAGAACGACAUCAUCCAUGUCGGUCGUCUGCGCGAAUGGGAUAAUGCAGAUGACUUUUUGGCUGCGCGGUCAUCAAAUGCUACCCCUCAGAUCCAGAGACUUGUGGAUAUUGAUCGUCCCAUUGAAUUGAAUACUUCUUCUGCAACCGAUCAACUUCACUGGGUGGCUGACUCGCGACAUAGCACUUCACUGAAUGAUACAGAAGUUGAAAUCAGUGUUCAUGCUGUUGGACUUCCAUCAAAUUUUCAAGGUGGCAGUCUUUUGAACGAGGCUGCCGGAGUCAUAACGAAAACAGGGUCGGCAGUGGAUGGCCUGGCCUCUGGGGAUCAUGUUGUUUACAUGAUAGCGAAUGAUCGAGCUGGCUGUCUCCACACUGUGGACCGAGUCUCCCAGAAUUUAGUCGUCAAAAUCCCCGAGACAAUUCCCAUCAAAGUUGCUGCUAGUUUGCCUUCCAUAUACACCACAGCAAUAUACGGACUCGGCGAGGUAGCGAGGCUAGGCGAAGAGGAUACAAUCCUCAUCCACAGUGGUGCCUCCCCCAUCGGCCAAGCAGCCAUCCAAUAUGCCAAGCUCGUCAAAGCAGAGAUCUACACUACUGUGUCGACAGUCGAAGACCGCGCGCUCCUGGUCUCGGAGUACGGCAUAGCCGAAGACCACGUUUUCUCAAACAGGGACCUCCGCUUCGCGAAGGGAGUCAUGAGGCGCUCGCAAGGUGCAGGCGUCGAUGUCAUUUUCAAUACUCUCUCUGAUGAAGCUCUUCAAGAGUCGUUGACAUGUCUUGCUCCCUUCGGGCGCUUUAUCGACGCUUCCAAUAAAGAUCUCCAUUCUAAUGCAACGAUUGAGCUUGCUUCUCUACAUCGCAAUGUGACUCUCACCACCAUCGACAUGACCCUUCUCGCGCAGCGACGACCAAAGCUACUCUGCCGUUUGCUGCAGGAGACAGUGAAGCUAUAUGCCGAAGGAAAAAUCAGCCAGGUUAGAGGUGUGAAGAACCUGAACUUUACCCAGAUCCAGGAAGGGCUGCAGGCUGCACAGAACGAAAAGAUCGUCUUUGUUCCUAGUUCAUCUGAUCUCAUCCCGGUCGUGCCUGAGCCGAUAACACCCUACCGAUUCGAAUCAAACGCAUCUUAUAUCCUAGCCGGCGGCCUGGGUGGUCUAGGACGAAGUCUGGCACGAUGGAUGGUUUCGCGUGGCGCUAAGAACUUGAUCUUGCUGUCUCGCAGUGGUUGUGCCACGAAGCCUGCCGAGGAAAUGGUUGCAGAUUUGAAGAAUAGCGGGUGCAACGCUCAUAUAUUCAGGUGCGAUGUCGCGGAUGCAGAGCGGCUGAGGGACGUUUUGAAGGAAUGCUCGAAGACUUUGCCGCCUAUUAGGGGAUGUAUCCAGUGCUCGAUGGUACUGCGGGACGGUGCAUUCGCCCGAAUGCCCUUCGAAGACUGGCAAGCCGCCAUAGCCCCUAAGGUCCAAGGCUCAUGGAACCUGCACGAGACAUUGCCCUAUGACAUGGACUUCUUCGUCAUGCUAUCUUCUGUAGCAGGCAUCUUCGGCAACAGGGGGCAAUCCAAUUACGCCGCCGGAAACACUUUUCAAGACGCCUUAGCCACCUACCGCACCGCCAAAGGCAUGCGUGCAUCAAGCAUCAAUCUAGGCAGUGUCUCGAAUGCAGGCUGGGUAGCCGAGAACCGGGGCUCGAUGUGCACGCACUCCGCACCGCUAUUCGAGCUCCUUCGCGAAGAUGAAGUCCAUGCAGCGAUAGAGUAUCUGGUUGACCCGCGACACAAGAAAUAUACCACCCAGAACAAUCUCCCGGAGUCGCAGCUUGUCCUGGGUCUUCCCAGUGCAGAGCUGUGUUGUCAGAAUGGCAUCCCCCCGCCUACAUUUUUGGAGUAUUCGCUCUUUACCCAUUUCAGGGCUACGGCCGUUGCGAAACACCGCGAGGGGCGUGAACAGAAGACUGUUAGCGCUGCUGCGCUUUUGACAGCGACAGCCAACUUUGAGGAUGCGGUGGUCGUGGUCUCGGACGGUAUUGUCGAGAGACUCUCGUCAUUACUGGCCAUUCCAGCGUCUGAGUUUGAUAGACAGCGAUUCGGCUUUGGGGGUAUUGACUCAUUGGUAGCGAUGGAGUUUCGCUCAUGGAUUGUUAAGGAGUUGAAGGCGGAGGUAUCGUUGUUGGAUAUUAUGGGAGCGCAGAAUAUCAGGGCGCUGAGUGAGAAGGUUGUGAAGAGUCGAUUUGAGGAGAGGAAUGAUGGCGGCGUUGGUGGAAGGGGGUGA
Molecule: messenger RNA, 7938 nt
Organism: Penicillium riverlandense
Lineage: Eukaryota; Fungi; Ascomycota; Eurotiomycetes; Eurotiales; Aspergillaceae
Product: type I polyketide synthase
Exons: 5
Coding region: 1-7938 (2645 amino acids)
Biological process (GO): fatty acid biosynthetic process; secondary metabolite biosynthetic process
Molecular function (GO): fatty acid synthase activity; 3-oxoacyl-[acyl-carrier-protein] synthase activity; phosphopantetheine binding
Source: RefSeq, a predicted model, not a curated record